AUGGAGUUGUUGUUUGUUAUUGCUUUUUGUAUUGUGGGUUUAGAUUCAAGCUUGGCCACAACUGAUUCUGAUGCGGAUACUAAAAAUGAAGAUGGUUUAGCUACUGAUAGUGAUAAGUCGAUCAAUAAUUCAUCUUCUGGUAAUUGGAGUGUGAUAUUGGAUGAAAAUUUGCCAUUUAGAGAUGACUAUGAUACAGAAAUUAGUAGUGAUUAUAAUACGACGACUACUGACAUUACAUCUACCGUCAUGACUACAGUUUUGUCUACUACAACAGAUAAUUCUACAGAUUUCACGUCGACAACUACAGAAACUAGUUCUACUACAACGUCUACAACCUUCAGUACAACUGCAACGACUAAAACUACUUAUGUUACUAUUACUUUUGUAAGUUACAUAUUUAAAUAGACUAAUGUUUCAUAUGUAAUUUUAGAAGACCACUACGACUCGAAAGCCUCGUCCAACACCUACAACGAUAUCUCCAUCAGAUGAUGUAUAUAAGUAAUUACUUUAGUAACUUGUUUAUAGAACAUCCUAUCUAAAGUAAACCUGUAUUUCAUUAAGGUUGUAAAACAUUUUUAAAAACUUCAGGAUGACAUCCCGAUGACGAUAAUUUACUCGACGAUAGGAGUGGUAACUGGCAUUAUACUGAUUUGUAUUUGUAUCGGUUGUAUCGUGUACUUUUAUGGAUGUCGUAAACCAAAACAUCAUAGUGUCGAAAGCACAGAACCAUCAACUGAGCCUGUUGUUUGACAAAGACCACAUGCCGAUAGUCCACCGUUGACAGAAGUUACUGGCGAUCACAUCGAUCCGAACGAUAUAAAGUACAAAGGACGAUAGGAGAUACCUGAGGUCAUCAUACCGAUUGGGGUAGGGUCGAUUUUGGUGUUGAUAGCGUCUUGAAGGUGUUAUAUAGAAACAUAAUGUAAUAUUAGCCAGGAAUAUUUUUUUCAUUUACAAGUACUACUUAUAUUGAUCAAUACUUAUAUUGACAAUACUUUCAGGACGACGACGACUCGGAAGACGACGAAGUUAAACCUGGUGGUAAAUUUACCAUCAACAAGAAGAUGUUCGAAGCUGUAGAAGUUGGGUCGCUGGUUGAAAAAGUAGGCGACAAGUCGCCGGUCCGUCGAAGAAAUCCAAAGAACCCUAAGGCCAUUCGGGACUAA
This is a messenger RNA of Bursaphelenchus okinawaensis, 1166 nucleotides long. The record is from the annotation of a GenBank genome assembly. NCBI's taxonomy places the organism in Eukaryota, Metazoa, Nematoda, Chromadorea, Rhabditida, Aphelenchoididae.